AUGCUUUUGGGAAGACUCCCAACACCUCUGAGGGCUCUGCUUAUCACAGCCCUCUACGCUUCAACAUCCUCCGCUCUUCCAGCCAACACAAUCUUUGCCCGCCAAGACACAUGCGAUGCGGAUCAGACAUCAUGCAAUAGCGACAUCGCCAACUUUUGCUGCCCCAAGGGCAACUCUUGCAGACUUCUCGCUGGCAAGACCACAGCAGUUUGCUGUCCCAGCGGCCAGACCUGCAAUGUCAUCCAGCCCAUCACUUGCGAUAUCCGCGGCCAGGACCAGAGAGAGUUUCCCAACGCCCCUGUCAAGACGAUAGUAUUCAACCUCGAUCUCGAGAAAUGUGGACAGAAGUGCUGUCCUUUUGGAUACUCGUGUGAAGACGAGCAGUGUGUGAUCGACAAGGAUCAGACCAAUGUCCCAGAAGGCGCUGAGCUUCCCAAUGAGACGUCUACGCCUGUUCCCAGUGCGAUAACUACCGCUACGGGGGCUAUCGAGACCAUCUCCAUCAGCGCCGCACCCUCCACGAGCGCUGAGCCCACAGCAGCUGUUGGCUCAGAUAAUAGCUCAGACAAGGACGGAGACUCCAAGUCCGACAACUCGGGGCCUGCCACUACCUCCAUCGUUGGCAGUGUCGUUGGCGGCAGUAUCAUUCUUCUGAUAAUCGCCGUUGUAAUCUUCCUCUACGUCCGUCGUCAGAACAAACGUGAUGCGCAGGGCUCAGAAAAGGGUAGUCAUAUCUACGGUUAUGGGCGUCGAUCUACGAGCGAUGCCUCGUUCGGGAACAUCAUUUCCGAACCCAUCAGCCAGCCCAACUCUUACCGAGCCGACUUCAUUCUCAAGACCCCUUCAACCCAACGCUCUAGCAUUGUGCCUGCGCGCCAGCUUUCCAGUGCUGGCACACGCCUCAACGCUCCGCCUCCGCGGAUUCGCAUCUCUAUUCCGAAUCCCUUCGACUCACCCAAUCCCUCACCCAAUGCCCAGCCCAGUCCCCUCGACAAUGAAGAGUCUCUUCGACAUGGAAACGUUCGGCUGCCCCCGAUUCGCGCUAUGAAGGGCUCGUCGUACUGUAGUCGUCGACCAAGCACCCCUGAGCUUCAGCGUGAGCCGAGUAGCGAGAAUAUCAAUGUUUUCGCGGACCCCAGCACCAUUGUGAAACCCCGCCCCCUGACGAGAGCGACAACAUUCACCGACCUGAUGGACGAAGCUGAUCUUGGCGCCGUGCGGCGAGGGAAGCCCUACGUCCCCGGAACCACUCCCAGAAUCUAG
Molecule: messenger RNA, 1263 nt
Organism: Fusarium musae
Lineage: Eukaryota; Fungi; Ascomycota; Sordariomycetes; Hypocreales; Nectriaceae
Exons: 1
Coding region: 1-1263 (420 amino acids)
Source: RefSeq, a predicted model, not a curated record